GCGGGGCCCCCGUUGCUGUAAGGAUGAAGAAACGGGCCGAGCAGAGGGACCUGCGGGGACCUCAGUCCACGCCCACUGAACUAGGACGGGGCGCCCAGCACUGCCAGCCGCCAGCUGCAGAGACUUCUCGGCAGGACGCCCUGGGCCGCGCUCCAACAUCCAGGGGACCCACAGCGUCAGUUCGGAGGUCUUCCCCAGUCAGGACCGACUGCACGGGGCGCCGGUCUCUCCCCCGGCCCCACAGCCCUGCUCUGCAGCCAGCUGCUGCUCACCCCAAAGCCUCAGGGUCUCCCUCUCCUCCACACCCUCCCCUGGGUGCCAACCACCAUCGGGCCGCCCAGUCCUCGCCUCAGGACCUAAGCCUGGGCCCAGCAGACCCAUCCCUUACUUUUCUACUGUGAAUUACCCAUCCCUUACUUUUCUACUGUGAAUUACCCAUCCCUUAAUUUUCUACUGUGAAUUUGUAUUUAGGGCUGGGGAUAUAGCUCAGGGGCACAAGCACCUGCCUGGCAAGCACAAGGUCCUGAGU
Molecule: messenger RNA, 529 nt
Organism: Chinchilla lanigera (long-tailed chinchilla)
Lineage: Eukaryota; Metazoa; Chordata; Mammalia; Rodentia; Chinchillidae
Product: formin-like protein 6
Exons: 2
Coding region: 24-401 (125 amino acids)
Source: RefSeq, a predicted model, not a curated record